GCUUCCGGUUCGCGGUUGCUAGGCUACCCGGGCCCUCACAGACGGCAGUGGCUGGCGGGUGCAGCGAGUUUGUCCCCUUACCCACACACUGCUUGGCCUCUAUACCUAAGUGCGGUGGCCGCCUGCCUCGCUGGGGCUUCUCUGCCGCACCCGUCCGUGCUGCUUGGGACGGGCCAGGGCGCGAAGGCGGUCGCACCCAUCGCUCUGCCCUCCUGAGAAGUUUCUGUUUUCCUUCGCUCUUCCUACGCUUAGGAAACCCCCUCACCACCUGCCCCGGACCAGGUUCCUCUGAACCCUAAAGGGCCCGCUCUCCCAACCCCCUGACCUUUUUCCAUCGACACUGACCGAGACGACUCCGUCGCGUGCUCCCAUCCCCAUUUCUUUCACUUUCCUGUGGCGAGCAUCUCCCUUCUCAGGGAAAGGGAACCAUGGGACCAGCACCUUGGGAAGAAGAGGCGGGAAGACACGCUGCCCUCCCUGUCUCAGCUUCUCCUGUGUAAUCAGCUGCCUAUUUGGAAAUUGGGCAGGAUUUGCGACUGGAUGCUAAUGUCACUGACUAGUUUUCAUUCUACCAUCCAGAAGUAACAUGUUCCCAGCCUUGGAAACGCACCUAAAGCAGACUAUUCCUGAUCCUUAUGAAGACUUUAUGUACCGUCACCUCCAAUAUUAUGGCUACUUUAAAGCGCAGAGAGGCAGUUUCCCAAACUCUGCUACGCAUCAGCAUAUUCGGAAGAAUAACCCUCAGUACCUGUUGCAUGGCUCUCUUGGGGGAAAAGAUGAUUUGAUACCAGACACCCUGCAAAAGGAGAAGCUUCUAUGGCCUACCAGUUUAUCUUCAGCUGUGCACAGACAAAUAGAAGCCAUCAACAGAGAUCCACGCAUGCUGAGUUUACCACAUCUUAGGAGCAGGCAGCUUCUUUAUGAUGAGUUGGAUGAAGUAAAUCCACGUCUUCGAGAACCCCAAGAGCUCUUUUCCAUUUUGUCUACCAAGAGGCCGCUGCCGGCUCCAAGAUGGCCAAUCGAAUGUGAGGUCAUCAAGGAAAACAUUCAUCAUAUUGAGUGGGCUCCACCUCAACCAGAAUAUUUCUAUCAACCUAAAGGAAAUGAAAAGGUACCAGAGAUUGUAGGAGAGAAAAAAGGAACAGUUGUCUAUCAAUUAGAUUCAGUGCCUACAGAAGGUUCCUAUUUCACCAGUUCCAGAGUGGGAGGCAAACAAGGAAUUAUCAAGGAACUUGCUGUCACAUUGCAAGGACCAGAAGAUAAUACUCUACUGUUUGAAUCAAGGUUUGAGAGUGGGAAUCUGCAAAAAGCUGUCAGAGUAGACACCUAUGAGUAUGAACUCACCUUGCGAACCGACCUCUACACUAACAAACACACUCAGUGGUUUUAUUUUCGUGUUCAGAACACCAGAAAAGAUGCCACCUAUCGCUUCACCAUUGUCAACUUGCUAAAACCCAAGAGUCUUUAUACUGUAGGAAUGAAGCCACUCUUGUAUUCCCAAAUGGAUGCCAACACGCGCAAUAUUGGCUGGAGGAGAGAAGGAAAUGAAAUCAAGUACUACAAGAACAACACGGAUGAUGGGCAGCAGCCCUUCUACUGUCUCACAUGGACCAUUCAGUUUCCAUAUGACCAGGACACUUGCUUCUUUGCACACUUCUACCCAUAUACAUACACUGAUUUGCAAUGCUACCUCCUGUCAGUGGCAAACAACCCCAUCCAGUCUCAGUUCUGCAAGCUCCAAACUUUAUGCAGAAGCCUAGCAGGAAAUUCUGUUUACUUGCUCACCAUCACCAACCCAUCCCAGACCCCUCAAGAGGCAGCUGCAAAGAAAGCUGUGGUCUUGAGUGCCAGAGUCCACCCUGGGGAAAGUAAUGGCUCCUGGGUUAUGAAAGGCUUUUUGGAUUUCAUCCUUAGCAACUCCCCAGAUGCCCAGCUCCUCAGAGAUAUUUUUGUCUUCAAGGUGCUUCCCAUGUUAAAUCCAGAUGGUGUGAUUGUGGGGAAUUAUCGGUGUUCCUUGGCUGGAAGGGAUUUGAACAGGCAUUAUAAAACCAUUCUGAAGGAGUCUUUCCCUUGUAUUUGGUACACCAGGAACAUGAUCAAAAGACUUCUUGAAGAAAGAGAGGUUCUGUUGUAUUGUGAUUUCCAUGGCCACAGUCGUAAGAAUAAUAUCUUCCUGUAUGGCUGUAAUAACAACAAUCGCAAGUACUGGCUUCAUGAACGAGUCUUUCCUUUAAUGUUAAGCAAAAAUGCACCAGAUAAGUUCUCUUUUCACAGUUGUAAUUUUAAGGUCCAAAAAUGCAAAGAAGGAACGGGACGAGUUGUUAUGUGGCGGAUGGGAAUCCUAAACAGCUACACCAUGGAAUCUACCUUUGGCGGGUCCACCCUGGGUAGUAAAAGAGAUACCCACUUUACCAUCGAAGAUCUGAAGUCCUUAGGUUAUCAUGUCUGUGACACCCUUCUGGACUUUUGUGAUCCUGACCAAACCAAGUUCACUCAGUGUCUAGCAGAGCUUAAGGAGCUUUUACAACAGGAAAUCCACAAGAAAUUCCAUGAACUUGGACAAGAUGUAGAUAUAGAAGAAAGUUGGAGUGACAUCUCUUUGUCUGACAUUGAAUCCAGCACCGUUGGCUCUGACAGUUCUCUCUCUGAUGGUCUUCCUGUUCACCUAGCAAACAUAGCAGAUGAGCUGACUCAGAAGAAGAAGAUGUUUAAGAAGAAAAAAAAGAAGUCACUUCAGACUAGGAAACAGCGAAAUGAGCAGUAUCAGAAAAAAAAAUUGAUGUGGAAGUUAAAGUUAACAGAAGAUACCUCAGAAAGGGCAGGAUUUGUUUCUACUCUGCAAAAGCAUCCAGCCUUUUUCAAAAACUCAGAGAAUUCCAGUUUUUUACCAAUGAGAAGUGAAAACCCGAGGUUAAAUGAGACAAAUUUAAAUAGAAGAGACAAAGACACCUCCCUGGACCCAUCAAUGGCCACCCUGAUUCUGCCUAAGAAUAAAGGGAGAAUGCAGACAAAUUUAAAUAGAAGAGACAAAGACACCUCCCUGGACCCAUCAAUGGCCACCCUGAUUCUGCCUAAGAAUAAAGGGAGAAUGCAGAAUAAGAAGCCAGGCUUUACAGUAUCAUGCUCUCCAAAGAGAACCAUAAACUCCAGCCAAGAGCCAGCUCCAGGUAUGAAGCCAAACUGGCCUCAGAGCAGAUAUCCUGCCACAAAGAGAGACUGUGCUGCCAUGGUGGCAUACCCAUCCUUGCACAUAUACACAUACCCGUAGGUGAGCCUGGGUUGUGCACACAAGGACUUCGUCGGGGAUUUUGAGAUUAGACACAUUUUGUAAUGGGGGAGAUGUAUGACUGGGAACUGCAUUUACUCGUGGUAUACUGUAUUGUGCACUCAUCAUGCACUGACCUUACACUUGGUACUUACACUGUGGGCAUGUGGUCAAGAUGCAUACCUCAUGAAUUCAACUAUUUUUUCAUAAAAUGAAAUUUUAUUAUGGUGUAUAAAAAUGCUUUAGAGAAACUGAAGUGUGUUCUCAUGGCACACUUCAUGGCAGGACAGAUAUACCUCAUUUUAACCAAUAGAUAAUUCUCUCUAAAAUUAUGUGCAAAUCAAUUUUGAAAAAUGAAACUCUAUGUUAAACGCAUUUUGGGAAUGUGCUAUAUAAAAAAAAAAGUGUUGUGUCAAAGCUUUCCAGGGACGGUCAGUCCUACUGUUGUAUGUCAGGUUUGCUCAGAAUGAGGCAUUCCCACACAGAAAUCACAAUGCAUGCAUGUAUUACCCAGAAUUUAAUGUUGCGUAUCUUAUGUUCAACGAGGUUUUGUAAAUUUUUUAGCCUGAUGAUUAAAAUGCUUUCUCUCUAA
This is a messenger RNA of Piliocolobus tephrosceles (Ugandan red Colobus), 3857 nucleotides long. It is a transcript of the gene AGBL2, whose product is annotated as AGBL carboxypeptidase 2. The coding region runs from base 587 to 3268 and encodes 893 amino acids. NCBI's taxonomy places the organism in Eukaryota, Metazoa, Chordata, Mammalia, Primates, Cercopithecidae. The transcript is spliced from 19 exons. The record is from RefSeq and is a predicted model, not a curated record. Gene Ontology annotation, molecular function: metallocarboxypeptidase activity; zinc ion binding. Gene Ontology annotation, biological process: proteolysis.